CCAUCACGAACCUGUGGAAGAACCGGGACCAUGGAAGGCAGCUUGCGAGCGUACGCGUCACUGCAUCAGCUGCAAGGAUCAGCGGGAAGUAAACGCCUCAGGUCAAGACGAGGGCGAUGACUCAGACGACGACUAGGGCGCCAGGUCACCCUCACCCAUCACCUUCCAUUACCCUGAGUCUUUUUCUUAUUUUCUUGCUUCCACUUGCGCCUUCUAUUUUUCCAAACAAUGUCCACACUUUGACAGCGCCGAUGAUUGCUCUAAAGUAUUGUACGCACCUCCCGGAAAUGAUACUCUCCAAAUACUCUCUUGUCAAUCGAAUCUUGUAGAUCUUCAGUUUCUUUCGAAAAUACCUGCCUUUUCCUGCUUCACCAGAAAGAGUAAAUUAAGGCAGAGCACAGCCAUGCAGCCACUCCAAUUUACAUGCAAGAAACACUGCAAUAGACUACCCAUACCUUUGCUUGGCUUUGCUGUUCUGCUGCUGAUCUCCUUGGCCACCCCCACCAGUUCUUGCACAGAGCAGGAGAAGAACUCCCUCCUCCAGUUCCUUGCUGGGCUCUUGCAGGAUGCCGGCCUUGCCAAGCUUUGGCAGGAAGGCAAAGACUGCUGCGAAUGGGAAGGCAUCGUCUGCAAUGGAAACAGGACGGUCAUUGAGGUCUCUCUGGAAUAUAGAGGCCUUGAAGGGUCCAUCACACCAUCUCUCGGCAAACUCACUGGCUUGCAGCGUCUUAAUUUGUCCUACAACUCCCUCUACGGUGGCCUCCCUCUGGAGUUGGUGUCCUCCAGCAGCAUCAUGGUCCUUGACGUCAGCUUCAACCAGCUCAACGGAGACCUGCGUCAGCUGCCAUCUUCAGCCUCUGGCCAACCUCUACAGGUACUUAACAUCUCGAGCAACUUGUUUACAGGGCAGUUUACAUCUGCAACAUUGAAGGGGAUGGAGAAUUUGAUCGCACUCAAUGCCAGCAACAACAGCUUUACUGGGCAGAUUCCCACUCAUUUCUGCAACAUAUCACCAUCCUUUAGUGUGCUUGAACUCUGUUACAACAAACUCAGUGGUAGUAUCCCACCAGGGCUGGGCAAUUGCUCCAAGCUCAGAGUGCUCAAGGCUGGGCACAAUUACCUCAGUGGGACUCUCCCUGAAGAAAUCUUCAAGGCUACCUUGUUGGAGCAUCUUUCUUUUUCCAGCAAUGGUUUACAAGGAAUGCUUUAUAACACGCAUAUAUUCAAACUCAGUAAUCUGUCCAUCCUUGAUCUUGGAGAAAACAAAUUCAGCGGAAUGAUUCCGGACUCCAUAGGUCAGCUCACGAGAUUGCAGGAACUCCAUUUGGACUACAACAGCAUGUCUGGGGAGCUGCCAUCAACCUUGAGCAACUGCACAAAUCUCAUAACACUUGACCUUAAGAGCAACAAUUUCAGUGGUGAACUCAACAAGGUCGGUUUCUCCAACUUCCCCAAUCUAAAAACCUUAGAUCUUAGGCUGAACAACUUCAGUGGCACAAUUCCAGAAAGCAUAUACUCAUGCAGAAACCUGAUUGCACUACGGCUGUCUUCAAAUAAGUUCCACGGACAGUUAUCAAAAGGACUCGGCAAUCUGAAAUCCCUCUCCUUCCUGUCGCUCGCAAACAACAGUUUUUCAAAUAUAACAAAUGCACUUCAGAUAUUAAGAAGCUCCAAGAACCUCACCACCCUUCUUCUUGGGAUGAAUUUCAUGAACGAGAUCAUGCCAGACAAUGCCAGAAUUGAUGGUUUCGAGAAUCUUCGGGUUUUGGCAAUUGAAUAUUGCCUAUUGUCGGGGGAAAUACCUUUUUGGAUAGCAGAGCUAGCGAAUUUGGAGAUGUUGUUUUUGGAAGGUAAUCGACUCAGUGGACCAAUACCAGCCUGGAUCAACACAUUGGAAUACCUUUUCUACUUAGAUAUCAAACAACAACCUUACAGGAGAAAUUCCGACAACAUUAAUGGCUAUGACAAUGCUAACUUCAGAGAAGACUGCAGCUCAUUUGGACCCAAGGGUCUUUCAUCUGCCAGUUUAUCGUGGUCCAUCACUUCAAUACCGCAUACCAAUUGCUUUUCCUAAAGCUCUAUACCUAAGCGGAAACAAAUUUACGGGUGUGAUUCCUCCAGAGAUUGGUCAUUUGAAAGCCCUCACUAAACUCGAUAUCAGCUUCAACAACUUGACAGGACCGAUCCCCCCAUCCAUCUGCAAUCUCACAAACCUGCAGUU
Molecule: messenger RNA, 2221 nt
Organism: Setaria italica (foxtail millet)
Lineage: Eukaryota; Viridiplantae; Streptophyta; Magnoliopsida; Poales; Poaceae
Product: receptor like protein 3
Molecular function (GO): protein binding
Source: RefSeq, a predicted model, not a curated record